Molecule: messenger RNA, 696 nt
Organism: Caenorhabditis briggsae
Lineage: Eukaryota; Metazoa; Nematoda; Chromadorea; Rhabditida; Rhabditidae
Gene: Cbr-pas-2
Product: Protein CBR-PAS-2
Exons: 4
Coding region: 1-696 (231 amino acids)
Biological process (GO): ubiquitin-dependent protein catabolic process
Cellular component (GO): proteasome core complex; proteasome core complex, alpha-subunit complex
Source: RefSeq, a predicted model, not a curated record
AUGGGUGAUCACUACGGCUUCUCCCUCACCACUUUCAGCCCAUCGGGAAAGUUGAUGCAGAUCGAAUAUGCACUGAACGCAGUCAAGAAUGGACAGCCAUCCGUCGGAUUGAGAGCCAAGGAUGGAGUCGUCUUGGCCACGGAGAAUGUCGGUUCGGUUCUCACCGACGAUCAACCGAAGGUUGAACAGAUCAGCAAGCAUAUCGGAUGCGUGUACAGUGGAAUGGGACCAGAUUUUCGUAUCCUCGUGAAGAAAGCUCGUAAAAUUGCCAUGGAAUAUGAGAUGAUGUACGGAGAAGAGAUGCCAACUAUUCAAUUGGUAACCGAGCUUGCAGCAGUCAUGCAGGAGUACACCCAAUCUGGAGGAGUUCGUCCAUUCGGAGCAUCUCUCCUCAUCGCCGGUUGGGAUAAGAACCCAGGCCGCCCACUUCUUUUCCAGUGCGAUCCUUCUGGAGCCUAUUUCGCCUGGAAAGCAACUGCUCUCGGCAAAAACGACGUCAAUGCCAAAACAUUCCUGGAGAAGCGGUUCACCGAGGCUCUUGAACUUGAUGAUGGAAUUCACACCGCUCUUUUAACUCUCAGAGAAUCUUUCGAUGUUGGAAUGAACGAGGGCAAUGUGGAGGUGGCCAUCUGCAAUGCAACUGGAUUCCACCGACUCACCAAGCAGCAGGUCAAGGAUCAUCUUGGAACCCUCUAA